This is a messenger RNA of Abrus precatorius (Indian licorice), 753 nucleotides long. RefSeq lists its product as uncharacterized. The record is from RefSeq and is a predicted model, not a curated record. Gene Ontology annotation, biological process: tRNA wobble uridine modification; protein histidyl modification to diphthamide. The coding region runs from base 1 to 753 and encodes 250 amino acids. Gene Ontology annotation, cellular component: cytosol; nucleus. The transcript is spliced from 3 exons. Lineage: Eukaryota; Viridiplantae; Streptophyta; Magnoliopsida; Fabales; Fabaceae. Gene Ontology annotation, molecular function: metal ion binding.
AUGGGGAUGGAUGCAGAAGUUUUUGCCAUGUCCAAGAUGAGUAAAGCAUAUUUCAUGAAAGGGGUGUUGGUCAUUGCCAUGGUGGCUAUGUUUGUUGCAGAUGCAUCUGAUACAAAUGAUGUUUUUAGUCCAUGUCUCGAUGCUAAAGUUCGGAGAGAAGAUGGUUUUACAUUUGCUAUUGCAUUUUCUGACAAGCAAUCUUUCAUACAAGAUAAUAGUCCACAGCUUUCACCUUGUGACGGACGCCUAGACCUCACAAACAAAGGAGCACCAGUUGCUGUUUUUAGGCCAAAGGUUGAUGAGAUCUCACUGCUUACCCUUAACAGUAGCACCUUUGACCCGGCCAAAACCGGUGGAUAUAUGGUUGCAUUUGCUGGACAGAAAUAUGCAGCAAGGUCAUUGCCUAUUAUGUUUGCUGAUAACAGUCACACAAUUACUAGUUUCACUUUGGUUCUUGAAUUUCAAAGAGGAACCCUUCAAAACUUGUUUUGGAAGAGUUACGGUUGUGAUGCAUGUUCUGGUAAAGGUGUUUGUCUGAAUAAUCAAGACUGUGCAGUGCCAAACACAGUGUGUCAAAACAAUGGUGGAAUUGCUUGCAACAUAGGUAUACAGUUGGCAUUCUCAGGGACUGACAAGAAUCUUAAUGUUCUUAAUUCUUGGUAUGAAGUGAAAAAUUUACGGCAGUACUCCCUUUAUGGUCUAUUCUCCAACCUCCGUGACUCCAUCGUCGGGCCAUAUGAGAAGCUUUUCUAA